AUGAGUUCCGAAGGCGAGAAAGUCCGCGCCUCUGGCGAGACUCCUCGCGAGACUCUGCCUACCGUUAACCCGGCUGCUGAGAAGCAGGAGCCUCCCAAGGCCGCGUUUCACCCCGCUGUCUACGUGAGUGUCUGGAUCACUCUCAGUUCUUCCGUUAUUCUGUUCAACAAGCACCUCCUCGACUAUGCCAACUUCCGCUUCCCUAUCGUUCUGACAACAUGGCACUUGACCUUUGCGACGAUCAUGACCCAGCUUCUGGCCCGCUUCACCACUGUCCUGGACGGCCGCAAGUCUGUCAAGAUGACUGGCCGUGUCUACCUCCGUGCGAUUGUUCCCAUUGGUCUCAUGUUCAGUUUGAGUCUGAUUUGCGGUAACAUGACAUAUCUAUACCUCAGCGUUGCCUUCAUCCAGAUGCUCAAGGCUACCACUCCCGUGGCUGUCCUGAUCGCUACCUGGGGUAUGGGCAUGGCCCCCGUCAACUACAAGACCCUCGCCAACGUCUCCAUCAUCGUUGUUGGUGUCAUCAUUGCCUCCUUCGGUGAGAUCAAGUUCGUCCUGGUCGGUUUCUUGUUCCAGCUUGGUGGUAUCGUCUUCGAGGCCACUCGUCUGGUCAUGGUGCAGCGUCUGCUUAGCUCUGCCGAGUACAAGAUGGACCCCAUGGUCUCUCUGUACUACUUUGCUCCCAUUUGCGCUGUCAUGAACGGUCUCGUCGCUCUCUUCCUGGAAUUCCCCCGUCUGACCAUGGACCACAUCUACGGUGUCGGUAUCUGGGUCCUGCUGGCCAACGCCAUGGUUGCCUUCCUGCUGAACGUCUCCGUGGUGUUCCUGAUCGGCAAGACCUCCUCCCUGGUCAUGACCCUGUGCGGUGUCCUCAAGGAUAUCCUGCUGGUGGCUGCCUCCAUGUUCAUCUGGAGCACCCCCGUCACUGGCCUGCAGUUCUUCGGUUACUCCCUGGCUCUUGUCGGCCUGGUCUACUACAAGCUCGGUGCUGACAAGAUCCGUGAGUACACCGGCCAGGCCAACCGCGCCUGGGCUGAGUAUGGCAACACCCACCCCGCCCAGCGCAAGUUUGUUAUUUUCGGUGCUGCCGCCCUCAUCUUCUUCCUCUUCGUUGGCUCGAUGGCUCCCAGCUACGCUCCGGGCCAGGUCGACCGCGUCAAGGGCAUGCUGGGCGGUGCCACCGCUGGCAAUGCUUAA
Penicillium cataractarum is the source of this 1197-nucleotide messenger RNA. RefSeq lists its product as uncharacterized. Lineage: Eukaryota; Fungi; Ascomycota; Eurotiomycetes; Eurotiales; Aspergillaceae. The transcript has 3 exons. Gene Ontology annotation, molecular function: antiporter activity. Bases 1 to 1197 code for a protein of 398 amino acids. The record is from RefSeq and is a predicted model, not a curated record. Gene Ontology annotation, cellular component: endosome; Golgi apparatus; trans-Golgi network.